UUAUAACCUCAACUAAUUUCCCCCCAACUCGCACAUGAUUAGCACCACUACAACUAAGUCCCAAGACUAGGUCCUUGGUCCUUGUACCAACCAAAAAUUGAGACAGGUGUGUGUGCAAACAUUCCAUGAACAACAACCAGCAAAAAAAGAAAAAAGGAACGAAAAAUAAAAGUUUCAACCAUGAUAACAUUCCUCGAAAACAAAACAUCGGUACAGCUAUUUGGUCAAACAAAUCACCAGUUGCUGCUGGAAUUGGGCCACAAGCAGCCAGCACGCGGGUUGACCCUGCAACCUCCGACGCCGUCGACCGUAUCAUUGCCCCAUAAUUCCGAUAACCGAUCAAUCCCAACCCAUCUCAUCUCCAUGUGAAGAUACAUGAACCACAAUCAGCAUCAGCAAGAAGCAGAUCAUCAUCAAGGUCUGCGCCAUGGAAUCGUCUGCGGGGAGGAGGCAGCCGAGCACGAGCAGCAGCAGCAUGAGCAGCCAGCAGGUCUCGGGCUUCAGCAACUUCAGCAAGGCGGCCUCCGACGGGUACCCGUACCCUUCCUCCUCGCCGGACACCUCGUACCGGCACCGGCGGCAGGCCUCGUCGCGCAGCGCCCCGUUUUCUUCCCAGCUGAGCCGGAGCUCCACCCGCAGCAGCAGCAGCAGCUCGUUCAAGGCGGCGGCGCGGGGCGUCGCCGGCGUGUUCGGCACCUGCUUCGUGCGGCGGGUCAGGAAGGAGACCGAGGCUGAGCAAGAACCGGAGGUCUCCCAGGUGUCUCGGGGGAGCAGGAGCGGAGGGUACUCUCAGGGGAGCAAGAGCGUCGGCUUCCAUGUCUCCACGGAUUCAGGGACAGGCAAGGAGAGUGGAGGGCUCACCGUUGCGGACGUAUUCAGAGCGACAUCGAACUUCAGCGAGAACAACAUGGUCAGGGAGGGAGCUUCUUGCAGCGUCUUCAAAGGGAAGCUCAGGGACGGAUCCCAAGUUGCCGUCAAACGAGCCAGAAAGCUAAACGGUCAGUAUCUAUCUGCUGAACUUGCCAGGGAGCUCGAAACGCUUCAGAAGAUCGAGCAUCACAAUCUGGUGAGGUUCCUCGGGUUCUUCGAGCAGAGAGACGAAACACUGAUCGUCGUCGAGUACGUCGACAAUGGCUCCCUUAGAGAACACCUGGAUGAAUCGCGCGGAACCGGGCUAGAGCUUGCGCAGCGGCUCAACAUCGCCAUCGACGUGGCUCACGCCGUCACCUACCUGCACGAGUACGCAGAACGGUCGGUGAUCCACCGUGACAUCCGGUCGUCGAACGUGCUGCUGACUGGGGCGCUGGCGGCGAAGGUGGCCGGGUUCGGGAUGGCGAGGGUGUCGGGCGACGGCGAGGAGGCGACGCACGUGACGACGCAGGUGGUGGGCACGGCCGGGUACCUGGACCCGGAGUACCUGGGCACGCUCCAGCUCACGGACAAGAGCGACGUCUACUCCUUCGGCGUCCUCCUCGUCGAGCUCGUCAGCGGUCGCCCGCCCAUCGAGCGCCGCCGCGGCCUCGAGCCCCGCGCCACCACCAAGUGGGCGCUGCAGAAGUUCCGGGGAGGCGACGCGGUGGUGGCCAUGGACCCGAGGGUGCGUAGGAGCCCGGCGUCGGUGGCGGCCGUGGAGGGGAUGCUCCGGCUGGCCGAGCAGUGCGUGAUGCCGGCGAGGCAGGACCGGCCGUCCAUGCGGCGGUGCAACGAGGCGCUGUGGACCGUGCGAAGGGACUUCCACCGGAGGCAGGAGCCGCGGCAGGACGUGCCGGUCGCGGCGGCCGCCGCCGGGGACAGGAGCUCCGAGUGGGUCAGCCGAUGACGACGACGCCGAAGUUGCCGUCCUUCGGAAAAUUCCGACGCUGACCGGUGUCUAUACCAAGGAAGAUUUGCAGCUUUCUCAGAAGAAGACCAUUACACGUGUAAAGCGAAACCAACUUAUGAAUUCGUAUUUCAGAAACACUUGUAAAAAUCGAACCAAUAAAGCAGAUAUUUGGAGAAAUUCUGCUUGCUGCUCGAAA
Messenger RNA from Hordeum vulgare subsp. vulgare (domesticated barley), 2018 nucleotides. Its product is annotated as calmodulin-binding receptor-like cytoplasmic kinase 1. Gene Ontology annotation, biological process: protein phosphorylation. NCBI's taxonomy places the organism in Eukaryota, Viridiplantae, Streptophyta, Magnoliopsida, Poales, Poaceae. The coding region runs from base 428 to 1819 and encodes 463 amino acids. Gene Ontology annotation, molecular function: protein tyrosine kinase activity; ATP binding. The record is from RefSeq and is a predicted model, not a curated record. The transcript has 5 exons.